CCUCAGUAUGGGACAUACUAUGUUGAUCACCUUAACCAGAAAACCCAGUUUGAAAAUCCAGUGGAGGAAGCCAAAAGGAAAAAGCAGUUAGGACAGGCUGAAAUUGGGUCUUCAAAACCAGAUAUGGAAAAAUCACACUUCACAAGAGAUCCAUCCCAGCUUAAAGGUGUCCUUGUUCGAGCAUCACUGAAAAAAAGCGCAAUGGGAUUUGGUUUUACUAUUAUUGGCGGAGAUAGACCUGACAAGUUCCUACAAGUGAAAAAUGAGCUGAAAGAUGGUCCCGCAGCUCAGGAUGGGAAAAUUGCACCAGGCGAUGUUAUUGUAGACAUCAAUGGCAACUGUGUCCUCGGUCACACUCAUGCAGAUGUUGUCCGGAUGUUUCAAUUGGUACCUGUCAAUCAGUAUGUAAACCUCACUUUAUGUCGUGGUUAUCCACUUCCUGAUGACAGUGAAGAUCCUGUUGUGGACAUUGUUGCUGCUACCCCUGUCAUCAAUGGACAGUCAUUAACCAAGGGAGAGGCUUGCAUGAAUCCUCAGGAUUUUAAGCCAGGAGCAAUGGUUCUGGAGCAGAAUGGAAAAUCGGGACACACUUUGACUGGUGAUGGUCUCAAUGGACCAUCAGAUACAAGUGAGCAGAGAGUAUCCAUGGCAUCGUCAGGCAGCUCCCAGCCUGAACUAGUGACUAUCCCUUUGAUUAAGGGCCCUAAAGGGUUUGGGUUUGCAAUUGCUGACAGCCCUACUGGACAGAAGGUGAAAAUGAUACUGGAUAGUCAGUGGUGUCAAGGCCUUCAGAAAGGAGAUAUAAUUAAGGAAAUAUACCAUCAAAAUGUGCAGAAUUUAACACAUCUCCAAGUGGUAGAGGUGCUAAAGCAGUUUCCAGUAGGUGCUGAUGUACCAUUGCUUAUCUUAAGAGGAGGUCCUCCUUCACCAACCAAAACUGCCAAAAUGAUGAGUAUACACUGGUCCUCAAAUCUUUUCCCCAACACACUGAGAGAGAUGCCACAUUCCCCUCUGUAAGUGGAGCUCACUGUGGUGAUGAUUAUCGACUGGGAGAAGUUAGGAGGCAUGCUGCCCUUGGCUUGUGUUUAUUAGAAACUAGGGAAGCGUUUGAAAAAGCCCCCUAGUGAGGAGAUGUGCUCCACUGGUUAAGUAUUGCAACUGGAGGAUUACUAAAGGCCUAUUGUACCAAUAAUCCUGUUCUCUAAGUUAUAAAAUGUGAACACAUUAAAGAACCAACCUAGAGGUCUUUUUACUUUUGUGUUUCAGAGAAACAAGGUAGGAAGGACCUAAAUGUUAAGACAGAUGAUAAACUAUUACAUCGUCUUGCCCCUGCCUGAAGAGAAGACGUACUAGUUCACAUAAUUUUGUGGGGACUAUAAAUAUGCAUGCAUCUUUAGAUAAUCUUCUUACUUUUAAGACUACAUUAGGCUUCUUUUUUUAUUAUUUAUUUUGUAUUUAUUUAUUUAUUUUUUGAG
This is a messenger RNA of Gorilla gorilla gorilla (western lowland gorilla), 1475 nucleotides long. Its product is annotated as membrane-associated guanylate kinase, WW and PDZ domain-containing protein 3-like. NCBI's taxonomy places the organism in Eukaryota, Metazoa, Chordata, Mammalia, Primates, Hominidae. Gene Ontology annotation, biological process: signal transduction. Gene Ontology annotation, molecular function: protein binding. Bases 124 to 1017 code for a protein of 297 amino acids. The transcript is spliced from 5 exons. The record is from RefSeq and is a predicted model, not a curated record. Gene Ontology annotation, cellular component: cell-cell junction; cytoplasm.